CCACCCGUCUAUAAAUACUGGGGAGCAGAGGGAAGAGAGCGUCACUCACUUUCCACUUCACACUUCACUCUCGGCUCCUAGUAAGUCUAACGUUUUUUAGUUUAAUUAAAAUGAAGCUCCUCCUCGUCUUCUGCUGCUGCUGGAUGGCGAUCGCCACGGCAUCGACCACACCAACCACGACGAAGGAGACCGAAUCCACGGAAUCCACCCCAAAAGAAUCCGCAGACGACACUCCACGACCCAAGCGAGGUUUCGGUGGUGGUGGCGGCGGGGGUGGUUACUCUAACGUUGGUGGGUAUGGAUCCACCGGGGGAGCGGCGGCUAUUGCUCAACAGGCUGCUAAUCAGGCUAAAGCGGCGCAGGCUGCACAGGGAGCGGCUUCCUAUCAGGCUGCUCAACAAGCCUCGGCGACCUUGGCGGCGCAGGCUUCUCAGGCGGCCCAACAAGCCCAAGCUGUCGUGGCUGCUAAGCAAGCCCAGGCUGCUCAAAUCACACAAGCUGCUCAGGCUGCGCAGGCUGCCGCACAAGCUGAGGCCACCUUAGCAGCGCAAGUCUCGCAAGCUGUUCAAGCUGUGGAAUCCACCAAAGUCCAGGCUAUUCAACAAGCUCAGGCUUUACAGGCCGCGGCCCAGGCUGCGCAGAAUCAUGCGGCGCAGGCCGCCGCCGCCCUGCAAGCGAUCCAGAACGUGCAGGCCGCUCAGGCUCAAAUGGCUUAUCAAGCCCAACAGAAUGCUCAAGCUCUCGCUGCCAAACAACAAGCCUCGCUCGCGGACUUGGCCGGAGCGCAGAACGCCGCGAACAAGGCUUCCUCCGCUGCCGCGCAGGCGCAGUCCAACGUCCGAGGCUACGGACACGGCCACUAAAAAAUCCCCACCCCCCCCAAGAAAUGAAUAAAUUCUAUAAUAUUUUUAUUAUAUAAAGAGAAAA
Folsomia candida is the source of this 927-nucleotide messenger RNA. Its product is annotated as glycine, alanine and asparagine-rich protein. Lineage: Eukaryota; Metazoa; Arthropoda; Collembola; Entomobryomorpha; Isotomidae. The transcript is spliced from 6 exons. The record is from RefSeq and is a predicted model, not a curated record. The coding region runs from base 111 to 863 and encodes 250 amino acids.